AUGAGGGUCUUCCAUGCUGUUCUUCUUUCUAUUGCAAUAGGCCAAAAAGACUUUGCCCAAGUUGAAAAAAGUAUGGACUCAAAAGACUUGAUGUUUCGAAGAAAUGAAAACCAUCAACCAUCUGUCUCGAACGAAGAAGUAAUAGAGGUGGUGGAUGACAACAAAGCUCAACCUUUUGAUUUAUUACCUGCUGAGCCAGCGCCUGAAUCACUCGUUGAAUUUGUGGACGAAACCGACCACAAUGAGUCUCAGGGUGGUAGCAAUGAAUUGAAAAACAGAAAAGCCUCAAAAUCCUCUCUGGAAAGCAACAAUUCUUUCGUUCCGGAGACUGUUUAUAAGGCUCAACGAAACAACCGGUAUGCCUCACUGAUGCCUAACCGGCAAAACGGUCACAUAAAUACAAAAGAAAGUGUAAAAAGACAACAUACAUUCAAGUCAAUUAUAGUUCCAAGGGUUUCCAUUCCUGGUAAACAAGGGAUAUUAAUCAGAAAUAAGGAGCGCAAUGGGUCAAGCGCCCAUGACGAUUUCGACAAGUUCAUUUCUACGAUAGGGCUAGAUAAAUCGUCUAAUCUGAUUCGCGUGAUUCCUGAGAAGGAUAUUACUUUUAGCCCAACCCGGAAAACCAAGAAAGCACACUGGUCAACGAAAACUAUCAAAGGAACGUCCAAGAGUCUAUCCGAUGCACCACAGUCAGUCAACGUGUCUAAGGAUUUACCUUUAAAGGAGAACGGGAGCAUUUUGCCCCUGAAACCUCAAUCAGAAGGGAAAAGUCAAUCAAAAUCAAAAGAACAAUAUCAAACAAAAAGCAAUUAUAGUGUCAGCGGGAAAGUUCUUUCUUCGGCGAACACGACGGGAUCACAGCAGCCAACUGAAGUGCAGAUUACAACCCUUUACAACAGAACUCAAGUUGGUUCUAUAGCUGCUGAGCAGAAAAUUGACAAGAACUGUACCAAAACACUGAGGUUGCAAGACAAUUGCGGAAAAACCCAAGGAAGUGAUAGCGUAGAACUGAAUGAAAAAACGAACAUAAUAGACCCUGCAAAAAUACCGCAGAAUUCUAGUAACAGCAAUUCCUCUAAAGAAAAUCCUCGCAAUUCUAAUAACAAGCCAAAUCAGCUACCCGCUCUGAAGGUAGUCCAUGAUACUAAAGAUACGUCUGCUUUUAACCUGACUAAUCCGUCGGCCACCCCGAUGAUGAGACUUAAUCCUACAAUUACGAAACAUUUGUACGAUUUAAUAAGGUUCUUUAAAACCUUCAAUUUUCCAGUUAAUGAUACAAAUAAUGACCUCGGAUCAAACAAUGUGACUCAUACAAAUAAAACCAUGGGGAGAAAUAAUGCAACAAACAAAAGCGACAAGCACAUUUUGGAAAAUAUGCAGAGAGUUUUAAAUUUUUUCCAGGCUAACAGAUCCGAUGAAAAUGACAUGAGAAACGUAAUAGGACUGACAAACACUUCUCGCUCGCCUUCAUAUGACAAGGGAAAACGGCUCCAGCUAUCGAUUUACAGCGGGUGGAAAACGGCAAGUAAACACAAAGAACUUCAGUUAAAGGAAAGUGACUCAAAGAUUCUCAGACAGACUCAAAGAAUCAAGUUUUCCUCUAAGACAGAGGAAAACUUGACUAAAAAUGAAGGGGGAGCUCUUGAGAUUCGUCUUUUUGAGUUAAUGAAAAAUGUUAGUAGAAAAGAACUUGAUAACCUAAAGAACGACAUCUUGAAAGCACUACACUCAAAACGACUGAAGACUGAUUUCUCGGGAGAACAUAACCAGACAACUCAACGGCAACAUCAUAACGAUCUAGGAAAACAGGGAACCAUAAAAAACCAAAAGCAACAUGCACUAAAAGCAGUACCUCACCAAAUGCAACAGAAAAGCGCACAUCAAAACAUUGAUAAUGCUUUUGAACUCGGCCUGACUGAAUUGAUGAAAAAUGUGAGCCAAAAAGAGCUUGAGAAAUUGCGAAAUGACAUCAUAAAAACAUUGAGUUUCGAACGACUGAGGAGUUUCUUAAGAGAACAGAAGCAUCCUCAUUUGCGACCACAACAUCACAUGCCUCUUGAAAAACAAAGCAAAGUAUAUAAACAAAUACUGAAUGGGAAUAAUAGCAACGGAACAAACCUUGGAAAAGGGCAACUUGAACAGAAGCAAAAGGUGCACGAUCACACAGAGAACGUGUACCUGUUUCCACAUGGAAAAGUCGACAUAAAGAUUGCUCAGCCAAAUCAAACAGGGAAAAAUAAAGACCAUUACCACAAUCAGGAGAACAAAGAAGCUGGGAAAGCGAUGUUGCUUCUUAAAAAUUUUCAAGUUAAGAGGCCGCGACUUCUAAAGCUAAAGAUGGCUUAUUCAAAGAAUUCUAAAACACAUCCAAACUGCAGCUCGGUCAACUUAAAUGGGGCCGCGAGACUUAUUGAGAAUGGGUGUCAGCAAAAAUUGACUUCUAAUAAUUCGGUCUUCCUUACCGAUCAAAUCAAACACUUCUUCAAAGACUACCUUGCAACUACAAAGUUAGAUUCCGGUAAUGACAAUCAAAAACACCUGAAGGAGGGACGACGAAAACAGCAGGAGGAAAGUUCCUCCACUUCAAAAGAAAAAGGGGAAAAACCUUUGAAUGAAAAACAGGGUGUCACAAAGGAAACAAGAGUCAACAAAAUAACGAACUUUCGUCUGCAUGAGCAAUCACCAGAGGUCGGACAAACGCAAAUUCCAGCUAACCACUCUUCAAAACAUCGUGCAGCAUCGAGCAUGUCUUAUGUAGCGACUUCUACAAAAAUUCAAAACUGUAGUAAUCACCAUUUGAAGCACCAAAACGAACUUGGAUGUCAUCAAAAAGUCACUUUUAACCCAUUAGCUGUUCUUGCAGCUUCUGUUGUACAUCCCAAGUUCGAAGGAAUCAAGCCAGAGACUUCUAGUAAUCUUCAUCUGAAUGCUUCGCAUAAUGAUUCCGCGUUUGGGAGUCGUCCACUAUUCAGACUGACGAAAAAGCUUCAAAAUAAAGGUGGGAAUAGCGUGAUUAUAACAAAACCCCCAACAGUUUCAAAACUAACAAUGCAUCAUGAUGUAAAUGACGUUAACCCGAAUAUACCCACCCAGGAAGGAGCGGAUCUUAUAGGAGAAUAUUCUCAAACGCAAACUCUGGUGCAAAAACUAGGACCAGAUGAAGUUGAAUUGACUGAGUACGUCGAACAAGGUAAGCCAUGAUUCCACGAUGCAAAGUUCCCCUUUAUGUCCAAUGUCUGAGUUUCGAGAUCAGGCUAUAGAGUACAUUGCACUGCGCCUACUAGUGACAAAUUACUCUUGUGCAAAAGCAAUAUAAUUUUAAGAGAUGGUUGGUUCACGAAAGAUUAAAUGUUUGCAUGAAGAGAACAAGUAGGAGUAGAGUUCUUCGAUUAAAAAAGACAGAAAAAAAAAAGCCUUUUUAUAGUUUAAAGGCCCAGGGCUUUUUAUGCAAGGGAAUUUAAACCUUUUUAUUCUGUUGAUAAUAAAUCCCACGGUGGAAUAUUUAAAUGUCACCUACGUAGUCUUUUAUGGCAUGAAUUUCAUAUCUUAUCGUUCGCUUUUCAGCAUUUCACAAAAAGAAAUUUGAAUUUUCCGCUUUGUCGAUGGUACUGUUCGAGGUAAAAGGUUUAAUGACACGUACGACGUUUAACAAUACUAAUAACUUUACUGACAGCGCCUGAUAAAGGGAAUCUCACAGUUGUGUGGUCCGAGUGGUCACCCUGUUCAGCGUCCUGUGGCAAUAAAGCCACUAGGAGAAGAACUCAGUACAGAUGCAUAAAUGGUUCGCGCGAGAUUAGAGAAUGCGACGUCGGCGGUGAGCAGCAAGAAACAUGUGCGAAUAAGCCUUGUCCAGGUAUGUAUGUAUCAAUAACUAUGCCACCACAUUUCGCAUUUUACACAUGACGAAACAUUACAUGUCUUCGGGACAAUGUACAGCUAAAACCUUGUAUGAAGUAGACCUCAUGUAAAGUAUCUGCCAGACUUUCAUUCUAUAAUCUCUACGAAGAAACCUAUAGAUAAGCUCCUACGCAGACGUUCUUAGGGAUUCGUCAGGAGUUACUUCUCCACGUGUGUCUAUACUUCCGAUGUAUAAAUUAAAUGUACUGCGUCUAUUUCUAGUCAACGGUGGUCUGAGUAAGUGGUCAGAGUUUAGCCAAUGUUCAAGGACUUGCGGAGGAGGGGUGAGCAAGCGCCAUCGUCAAUGCAACAAUCCAGAACCUCUACAUGGAGGAAGGAAGUGCGAUCAGAGUGACAUGCAAGAAACAAGAUCGUGCGGCAACAUUAAGUGCAUAAAUAUUCUCAAGGGUAAGUGUACAUUGAAAAAUACCCUUAUUCAAUAUUCACUCCAUCAGAGGUGGGCAUUACACAUAAGACCUUUGCGUGAGGUGUCCACGAAAUAUCAAAAAGCGUGCAACUGCAAGCUUGCCAGCUUAGUGCGGGACCGUUUUUGCUUGUUUGUUUUGUUUUAGAGAGCACGGGAACGUCGUGGUCUUAUAGGAGUAGUUCGUAGUCUUAUAGGAGGCGGCGUUGCCGAGCGGUAAGGGCGCUGGACUUGAAAUUCGGAGGCCCCGAGUUCAAUUCCCGGUCUGACCGUUAGCUGGAUUUGUUUUCGGUAGUCCCGAGUCCAAUUCUCGGCCUCACUUAGCUAACUGGUUAGCAUCCGACCAGUUGGGAUUCUUAACCAUGUUAUGUCUCAUUUAAAUUAGUUUCAAUAUCCCUGAAAAGCCCUACAAGGGGAGAGGAUAAUUAAAGUAUUAUUAUUAUUAUUAACGUCGUGCUGGAACAUUCGAUAACAGAGUUUUUCGGCUGCAAUAAAAAGACUGGACAGAGUGAACAAUCUUCAUUACUACCUUAGAAGUUUUUCAUCUAAGUUGAUUUCUCUAAAUUUACUAUAGGUAUUCACGUUGCUAAAGUAGACCCUAAAUCACUCUGCGAGUUUAAUCCUUGCGAAGAAGUUGGCUGUUUGUAUGAACCAGCAGCAAAAUGUAUUGUCAAUUUUGAUUGCAACCCGGUCUUCUUCGACGCCGAAGGCAAUAUGCUCCCAAAGUGCAAAGGUAGGUAACUGGUUACGUCAAAAUAAGCGCAUCUUGUAAGCACCGUCAAGGGAGUCCACUCAGGCCAGGAAGGUCUAGAGAGGGUGCCGGAUUUAUGUGUCUCAUGGUCAUGCAAGGCAAGUAAUAGUAAGAUCUUAGUUAAUAUAUCGUCUCCUUUACCUUUCUCGUACUACAUAUUUAGUACUUUCUUAAUUUCGAAGAGAGUAAUCUACGAAGUCUUAAUCGUUAAAUGCUCAAUACAUUUUUAUUCCGGUGAAGUAGAUGUGCGAACUCUAACAUUUAUGUAACGUAGUCAUCUUUAGAUCAAGCAAUACUUUUCUUAAACAAGGGAUUCCAGGGAUUUCCUCUUCUCAGUCACAGCAACCUAGUGGAUGGUGCACCCAAACAUGCCAUAAUUCGAACUAUAAAUUUCUAAGCCAAUUUUAUUUAAACUUUUAUAGGAAAGAACGGGCUGUAUUCUCGCAUUCCUGAUGUAAUUUGUAACUUCAAUCCCUGCCUCUCCGAGCGGUGCUGGGAAAUCAGAGACCAGUGUGUCGUUGACUUCAAUUGCAGACCUGUGUUCAUUGGAAUUGACACACGAUCAAUACCAUUGCGAUGUCGAGGUACCCGCAUUGGCCAUUUACUUUGCAAAAUUGUCAGGUUACAAAAUUAUAUUUACACUCACAGACAUGCACUACACAAACACUUGCUAUAGGAAGAUCUAGUGUUUAACACAUCGUGUCAUGGGUUUGGCAACAAUAUCAAAUGAACAGUCCUUUAAAGCCUCCACGGUUGGAGAGCGGCUCUCAAUUAAGUUCUGCUAAGGGUAACGUUCCUGAUCAACCCUGACAUCAUAUCCGACUGCACCCUUACAUUUAAGGACCAACUAUACACAAUAAGUAGUGAAUAAUGAUGCGCUUGAGACGUACAAACACGCCUCGGAUGUAAGGACAACCGCACUCCCAUACCAUGGUUGGGACACUCUUUUUCUUGUUCUUUACUUUUGGACCAAUUUCUCGUAUAAAAUAUAUUCUUAAUAAAAUAACUGCCAAGUCUGUCUCUUAUGUGUCUUAUCAGUUGGUAGCGCUGUACGAGUCGAUCAGAUCAAAAGCUACCAGAGCUGGAAUCAACUAAGUUAUAACAAACAACUCCCGGUAACCCUGGCAAGUGAGGUGAUGCCAUCAUUUACGCGCCUCUGGUACCAAGUG
Porites lobata is the source of this 6241-nucleotide messenger RNA. Lineage: Eukaryota; Metazoa; Cnidaria; Anthozoa; Scleractinia; Poritidae. The record is from the annotation of a GenBank genome assembly.